AGUUUUGCUGGUUGCAGGGAAGGUAGUCAUACACCUUUGAUGCAUUUUACAAGCAAUUGGCAUGCUGUUGUAGUUGUUCAACAGGAUGAGAGAGAGAGGUAGAGAGAGAGAGAGAGGAGUGGGAGGCGGACGGCAAGCACGGGCAACACGGACAGCAUGGAAUCAGAGGUAUGCGUCACACAGAGGAAGAAGCCAACGGAGAGGUCAGGAGCAAACAAAUCAGAAGCAGUGGGAAAUAGGGCCUCAAAGAACCUAUAGGUCACAAAAUAUGGGGUUCUAUGAUCAGGGAAUGUACAAACAAGCCACCCCAUACUUCUUCUCCAAUUUUCCUGAAGAUUGGAGCUACGAAGAGAUGUGGAGAACCUUCCUAAAGUUUGGAAGGGUCUAUGAUAUUUACAGUCCAAGCAGAAAAAGUAGGAGUGGAGUAAGGUUUGGAUUUGUAAGAUUUCUCAAUGUGCAUGACAUAAGGGAGUUGGAGAGACAGCUUGAUCAGAUAUGGGUAGGUGGUCGGAAACUAUGGGUUAAUAUCCCAAAAUAUGGCGAUGAGAAGAAGGUAGAAUUGAAGGGGAGAAUCGGACAGGAAGCAAGGCCAAUAGAUCAGAGCAGGAGCUAUGCGGAAGCAUUAAAAGGACACGGGGUUGGAAAAAUGGAAGGGGCGAGUGAGGGGCAUCUCAGUGCAGAUUUGGUGAGGAGAACAGAGAUAAAAAACAGAGAGGUUUUUGGAAUCAAAGACAGCAGAAAAGUGUGGAAAGAAAAAGGAAGGGGAGCAAGUUGGGCUGGAAUGGAAUACAAGAUUAAGGAAGAAGAUUGUGCAUGGCUUGAAGGAUGUUAUGUAGGGACGACUCGUUCAGUAGAAAUGGUCAGAAAUUUGCAAGAGAAGUUUUAUAUGGAGGGAUACUUCUUUUGCAGAGUCCGUGCAAUGGGGGGCAAAAUGGUGUUGUUGGAUUGCGAAGACAAAGAAGAGUUAAAGGAUCUGGUAGAAAUGGCUGCUGAUUGGCUUGGACAAUGGUUCGAAGAAAUACAACCUUGGUCACCAGAAUUGGUUGCUCAUGAAAGGUUCGUAUGGAUCAGAUGCCAAGGGGUUCCUUUAAAUGCGUGGAGGAGUGAUUUCUUUGAGAAAAUGGGAAGCUCUUGGGGGAAAUUCAUCUGUCUAGAUGACAACACAAGCAACAAGAAGAGAUUUGACAUAGCCAGAUUCUUAAUCUCAACUCCUAUUACGCAUUCAAUAUCCGUCUCACGCCAAAUUAAAGUUAAUGGGAUUCUGCACAAUAUUAUGUUCAAAGAGGAAGAGUUCACCAAUGGGUUCUUUUCUCUAAAACAAGACUUCUUGCCCUCAUUUAAUAGUGAUUCGGAGGAUCAUGAAUCAUGGUCGUUGGGCACUGAUUCGGAUAGCAUGGACAAUGGGUUUGAAAUACCUCAAGAGCUGGGUGUGAAGAACAACAUAGUUGCAGAGAAAGAAGACGAUGACGUGGUGAGGGGCAUGGGAGCAGAUAGAGUAGGCCGGCUGGAAGUGACGCAGGAGCAUGGGGAAGGGACAAUACCAGGUGAAACAAGCAAUCAGGACGUGGUAGCAUUGGGCCUGAAAGAGCAGUCCAAAAGGAGGCUAGACAAAGAUCCAAAAAAGCAAGUGACUAGGAGGGAAGGUGAGGAAGCUGCUAGCUUGGGUCCGGCCCAGUCGGUUACAAGCCCAGACCGACCCAACAAAAAAGAAAAACCUAGAAGUCACGAAACAGAGCAGGAAGCUCCAGUUGAGGAGGAAAUCGACCCAUUCUGGAAAGGGUUCGAAAGUGAGGAAGGUCGAUUGAAAGAGUGGAUGUGCAGGCGGAAAGACAAGAUACGGAAGAGGAAAAAAAGGAAGAAUCGAUCCUGCAGAUCAGUGUACUCCAUCGAUGCAGCUGAUGAGGAAAAAAUCCAGGAAAAGAACUCCCGUGGAAGACAGAGGAUCAAGGAGAAGGAAAGGAGAGCAACACCGGCAACCAGCUCCAAUUACAGCAGCAAAAUAGCAGGGGAAUCAAUAGGAGACAGUGACAUCAGGAAUUGUAACAGAAUUCUGGAGAGACUAUCGAAGGACCAGCUACCGGUGAAUAUAUGGAACUUCGCGAAGAACUUAGGGGUGGUGGCAGAGAAUGAACAACAGGUCACCCAAAGAAUUGAAGACAUGGAGAAGAGAGAUAAAGAGGAGAAAGCAAAUAUGGAGCAAGCGGAGGCAAUAGGCAAGAAGAGGGAGACUAAGUUAGAAAUAGUGGAUAAGAAUAUUUGCAGAAGGGUGUGGGGGACAGAUGAUUUUGAUUGGGUUGUGAAGGCAUCAAAUGGGUUGUCUGGAGGUUUGCUUAGUAUCUGGAAUUCAAAGGUGUUCAGGAAGAUAGAUGUGAUAGAGGGGGAAAAUUUUCUGGGCGUAAGUGGGUUAUGGGGAGAGGAGGACUCACUGGUUUACAUAAUCAACAUUUAUUCUCCAUGCCAGUUGCCGGGGAAAAGAGCAUUAUGGGAGGAAUUACAGGGGCUUAUUACUAGCAGGGGGGGUAAGUGGUGUUUAGCAGGGGAUUUCAAUGCAGUGAGAAAAGAAGAAGAAAGAGCAGGGUGUAGAGAAUUAACAAGAGAAAUGAGGGAUUUCGACGAUUUUAUCCAGAAUACAGGACUGAUUGAUCUACCUUUGAUGGGAAGAAAAUACACUUGGUAUAACUCCAAUGGGCAAUAUAUGAGCAGAAUAGAUAGAUUUUUGUUGACAGAGGAGUGGAUCUUGAAGUGGAGUGAUGUGAAACAAUGGGGACUAAACAGAUCAGUAUCAGAUCACUGCCCUAUUUUGUUGAAAACAGAGAAGAUGGAUUGGGGCCCAAAACCAUUCAAAUUCUUUGAUGCUUGGCUUGAUCAACCAAGGUGCAAGGAGAUCAUCAGAGAAGUGUGGAAGUCUACCAAGGUUAAGGGAUGGUAUGGGUUCAAAUUAAAGGAGAAGCUAAAAAGAACCAAGAAUCAGCUAAAGGAGUGGAGUAGAAACUCCAUCUCAGAGGUGGAUAGAAAGAUAAAGGAAGCUGAAAAGGAGAUAGCCACGACUGAUGAAAAAGGAGAGAAGGGUCAACUCUCAACGCAAGACAUCGAUCAAAGGAAAAGUUGUUUUCUAGAUUUGUGGAAGAACUUAAAAAUCAAGGAAAGCAUGUGGCAACAAAAAUCAAGAAAAAUGUGGCUAAAAGAAGGAGACGCCAACACAAAGUUUUUCCAUAGAUGUGCACAAGGACGAUAUAGAAGAAACGAAAUCCUUUGUAUUCACAUCAAUGGUGAACAGCAUACAGGGGUGGCAAAAAUAAAGGAUGAGGUGGCCAGAUAUUUUGAGGAGUUAUUUACUGAAGAGAAAUGGGAAAGACCAAAGCUAGAUGGCAUCGGGUUCAAUAAAAUAUCAGAAGUAGACAAUGAUACCCUUACAGCAGCUUUCUCCGAAAAAGAAAUCAAGGAAACAGUAUGGGAAUGUGAAGAUUCAAAGUCUCCGGGCCCUGAUGGUUUCAACUUCAGAUUUGUGAAGGCCAUGUGGGAAGAUAUUAAAGCAGAUGUUGUCGGAUUUGUGCAGGAGUUUCAAAAGCAUGGCAAAAUAGUUAAAGGAUCAAAUGCCUCAUUCAUCGUCUUGAUUCCCAAAGUAGAAAAUCCCCAAAAAAUUGAAGAAUACAGACCCAUCUCUCUCAUUGGCGUCAUGUACAAGAUCCUAGCAAAGCUGCUUGCAAACCGACUGCGGAAGGUGAUAGGGGAACAGCAGAUGGCUUUCAUUAGAGGUCGACAGCUAGCAGAAGGGGUAGUGAUUGCAAAUGAAGUGAUUGAUGAGGCCAAGAGGAACAAGAAGAAAUCCUUCAUCUUUAAAGUGGAUUUUGAGAAAGCGUACGAUAAGGUAUGCUGGGGAUUCAUAGAUUAUAUGUUGACAAGAAUGGGCUUUUGUGGAAUUUGGAGAGGAUGGAUACAGGAAUGUCUCCGAUCGAGCUCAGUAUCAGUCAUUAUCAACGGAAGCCCAACGAGACAAUUCUCGGUCACUAAAGGAAUUCGUCAGGGAGACCCAUUAUCCCCAUUUCUUUUCCUAAUUGUAGCUGAGGGGUUGAAUGGGAUGAUGGCAGCUGCGAUUGAAAAGAAGAUGUAUAAGGGUGUAAAGGUGGGCAAUGGAGACCUCAUGGUUUCACACCUUCAGUUUGCAGAUGACACUAUGUUCUUCGGAGAGGCUACUGAAGAAAAUAUUUGGGCAAUAAAAUGUAUAGUGAGAACUUUUGAGAUGGUAUCAGGAUUGAAAAUCAACUAUACAAAGAGUCAUCUUAUGGGUGUUAAUGUGGAAGAAGGCUGGAAAGAAAAAAUGGCUUACAGGCUUUGCUGUAAAGGGAAAGAUCUUCCGGUUAAAUAUCUGGGGAUCCCCAUUGGGGGGAAUCAAAGAAGAAUAGCAAUGUGGAAACCACUGGUGGAAUCUGUGAAAAAGAAAUUAGCUCCGUGGAAAGGCCGUCAUCUAUCCUUCGGGGGACGCAUCACACUCAUUAAUUCCGUGUUGUCUAGCUUGCCCGUGUUCUUAAUGUCAGUCUACCUACUUCCUAAAGGUAUUAUUCAUUUCAUUGAUAAAAUUCGCAAAAACUUUUUAUGGGGAGGGGAGGGAGAGGGUAGGAAAAUCAAUUGGGUCAAAUGGGAAAAGGUUUGUAAGAAUAAACAAUAUGGGGGAUUAGGAGUGAGAGAGUUGAGGAAAUUCAAUCUGGCCUUAAUGGGGAAAUGGUGGGGUCGGCUAGCAAGGAAAGAUCAAGGCUUGUGGGAUAAGGUUAUAGCUAGUAAGUACGGCAAGAGAGGAGGCCAUUGGCUUGAUUGGGUAAGGGAAGGAAGGGGAAUAGGAUCACUAUGGUGGAGGGAUGUUUGCUGCCUAAACAAUGUGGAUGAGGAAAAUGAAGGGUGGUUAAUAGAUGGGUUUAAGUUAAAUCUAGGAGAAGGAAAGGAAGUGAGUUUUUGGUGGGACGAUUGGGGUGGGGAGGGAUGUCUAGCUAAUCUUUUUCCGAGAUUGUACUCUUUGUCUACAGGAAAGGAGAAAGAAUGCUAUCAAAUGGGUGAGGAGGAAAAUGGUUCAUGGAAGUGGUACCUAGGCUGGAGGAGAGACUUAUUUAACUGGGAAAGAGAGGAAGCUGAAGAACUGCAAAAAAAGAUUGAAGGCAAGCGGAUACGCAGGGACAUUCCCGACACAUGGAAGUGGGAACAUAGCAAGGAUGGCAACUACUCAACAAAAACUGCCUAUAGACAUCUAGCAAAUGAUCAAAAUGGACGGGAGACAACCUCAAUAUACAAGAGAGUUUGGAAUCCUAUCAUUCCAAGCAAAAUUUCUGCUUUUAAUUGGCUACUAAUGCAGGAUAGAAUACCAACAAAGAGCAACCUGCAGAAAAGAGGGAUCAUAAGUGGAUUGGGUGAUGGGAAAUGUGCUCUAUGUGAGGGGGAGAUCGAGGACUCUAGUCACCUCUUCUUGAAGUGUAGGGUAGCAAAGUGGCUAUGGAAGGCUUGUGGGAAAUGGUGGGGGAUUUCAGUUAAUUUGGAAAAUAAUUGCUGGAAUUCUUUUGAGCAGUUUGGGGAACAGGCGAAGGAAGCAUGUGUGAAGGAAGGCUUGGACUGUAUUUGGAACGUUGUGGUGUGGUCGGUAUGGCUCGCAAGAAACCAGAAGGUAUUUCGAGAUUCCGACGUCAAUAUAAGGGUAGGAAAUAGAGUUUGCCCAUUGCGUGGAUAGUUUAGCUUAAGUUAAGCAGGAAUUGUUAGAAUAUCCCACUGUUUUCUUCAGGUUUUGUUGAGCAAAUAAUGACUCUUGUUGGCAUGUAGACGGAGUCAGUAGAUGCUCACUAUAUCACCUAUUUUUGUAGUAUGGGCAGGAGUACCCCUUGUACUCUAAUCAAUGAAUCAAAUUUGC
Rubroshorea leprosula is the source of this 5887-nucleotide messenger RNA. The record is from the annotation of a GenBank genome assembly. NCBI's taxonomy places the organism in Eukaryota, Viridiplantae, Streptophyta, Magnoliopsida, Malvales, Dipterocarpaceae.